AUGUUGGGGUUAAAAGUUUUGGUGUACCUUGGGAAAAAAGAGAAAAUCAGAAAUCAAGAGUCAUGUUUCGUCCGUCAGACUUCCAGUGCGUCAGCACAGUUAUGUAAGAAGCCCAACACCAAGCAGCCCAACUCCAAGCCCACCCAACCCGCAUCACGCAGACUACGUAGCCUCUUGGAAACCCACGCUUCCACGCUUCGUGACCGGCACACCACGCAUAUCGUUGACGCGACAGCUUACGACGUAGUCCAUCCCUCACCAUUCACCCGCAGCCACUCGCUCCCGUCCCGCACCGCCAACCUGCGGCAAUCCACUGCUAAAAAAAUCUCCGGUCUUGGCUUUGCACGUCUUAUUCCCGGGCCACACCUGACCGCUGUUUCUCAGAUCCACACGGCAGUGCAGUGUAAAUCAUAG
Messenger RNA from Bipolaris victoriae FI3, 414 nucleotides. RefSeq lists its product as hypothetical. The record is from RefSeq and is a predicted model, not a curated record. The transcript has 3 exons. The coding region runs from base 1 to 414 and encodes 137 amino acids. NCBI's taxonomy places the organism in Eukaryota, Fungi, Ascomycota, Dothideomycetes, Pleosporales, Pleosporaceae.